UUUUCUUUUCCCUCCUUCCUUGUGUUGAUUUGUGGGACCAGAAUGACUUUGAUUUCAGCAAGUUUGCUGUUUAUUCACGUCACAAGUUUGACAGCUUUACACCAAAUCAGAUUGCUGGGUUUCAGGAGAGCUCUGAGGCGUCACUGGGAGCUCCUUUAGAUUAAACUCGCCUCCCCGGUCUCCCCCCUCUCCCCCUCCUUCAGAGCCAUUUAAACCUCUCUGGGGCUUUAACAGAAACGUGCUCCCAAGACCUGCAUUUCAUUCUGCCACUAAUAUGAGCGCCGGCCGGCCGUGCCCGGAGCCGGACUUCGCCGGGGGCUCGGGCUGCGCCUGCCCCUGGUCCGCCCCCGCCGGGGUUUCCAAGGAGACCUGGGCCGCCGUCUGCGCCGCGGAGCCGCCGCACAGCCAGGGCGGGCGGGAGGCUCGGCCGCAGGGACAGUUCUGCAGCCCGCAGCUCGGUGCCCAGGACGCGGCGUGGCAGGGAGACCAGCUGUCCUCCCAGCUCUACAGAAACAAGCAGCUUCAAGAUACUUUGCUUCAGAAGGAAGAGGAACUUGCUAGGUUACAUGAAGAAAAUAAUAACCUCCGACAAUACCUGAAUUCUGCCCUGAUUAAGUGUUUGGAAGAAAAAGCCAAGAAACUACUGUCUGGCCAUGGGCAAAAAACCUGUCCUAUCCUCAAAAGUACCAAGAGGAGAUUAAAAGAGGACCACUGCUUUGUUCCUCAAGAAACUCCUCAUGCCUCCAAAGCUAGAAGGAACCUCUUCAAUGAAUUCACUGCCUGUGAAGAGCAAGCCAGCCCUGCUGUGGACAGCUGGGUCUUGCAGACUUUAGGAUUAAAAGAUGUGAACACCAUUGAUGAAGCUUCAGCUAACUACAGUGCCCUGUCCCCAGACCUUGGAAAAGACACAUACUGCCUGAGCCCUGGGGGAGCAGUAGACUAUGAGCACAGGGAAGGAGCAGCAGCAGUGUUUAGCUGCAGCCAUGUGCCUCCAGCCAGCAGCAGCACCCAUCCCUGCAGCGAGGAUUCUCCCUUCCUUCCUCAGUUUUCUUCAGCACCAUGCAUCUCCUCACCUGUGCCAAGUGUUUCCUCCAUCCCAGCCUAUGGGUUGCCUUAUUUGACUGGUGGUUUGUCACCCAACAAAACAGAAGUGGCCUUCACAACGUCCCUGAGUCCCCACCGCAACGUGAGAACGCACAGCUUCCACCAAGGACAGGCCUUUGUGCGCAGGGACGACGAUGGGGGCUGGAGAUUCACCUGGGUGCCCAAGCAGGCUGAAUGAUGCGCCUGAUCAAGGGUCAGCCACAGAGGACGUAGGAGUCACACUUCACCUUGUGCAUCAGACAGGUCCAGGCAGAAAAAAAGACCCCUUUUGGGCUUCUUUAAAUGCUGCUCUGUCACUAACCCAUUCCUCAUUCCCUCCCAGAUGUGACUCCAGAUUGCACUUGCACAAUUUUCUGCCCCAGAUGUUCAAACUGGAUUCUUUUCUCUUGUGCCUAUGUUGAGAUACUUGCUUUCACUUGUUUUCUGGGGUUUUGUCAACAGCUCCUCCUUGUUACUGGUGGUUUCCAGGCUGGAGGGCUUUCACCUUUGAUGAUCACUUUCACAUGCACCAAACAGGAAAGCACUGUGGGAAUACACCUCUCUCACUUUGGAAAUAGCACCUGUCUCACAGAUACCCAAAGAUAACAAAGGAGGCAUAGGCUGGAGGCUGAGGAUCAGCAGUUUCUAAGUGAUUUAUGCCUCUCUUGACUACACAGAUAGCCUUGGAUUUAACAAGCACCCAUGGUUGCCUUAAGUGCUGCACAAGGCUACCCUACCUGCAGUCCAUGGUGCUGUCACAUUCUUUGGUGAUGCCUCAAAAUAAAACCAGGAUUUACUUCUAAUGCCUGGAGGCUACUUAGUUACAAGAGAUUCAGCAAGGGCAGGGGAUCUUCCUAAGGUGUGAUGAAGAGACUGAUGUGUUUACUAAUACAUUUUAAGGGUAUUUGUCUAUCAAUAAAAGGAGUUUACAUGUGGGGAGGCAGUAUCAC
Passer domesticus (house sparrow) is the source of this 2033-nucleotide messenger RNA. It is a transcript of the gene GMNC, whose product is annotated as geminin coiled-coil domain containing. Bases 275 to 1282 code for a protein of 335 amino acids. The transcript has 5 exons. Gene Ontology annotation, cellular component: nucleus. Gene Ontology annotation, biological process: negative regulation of cell cycle; negative regulation of DNA replication. The record is from RefSeq and is a predicted model, not a curated record. NCBI's taxonomy places the organism in Eukaryota, Metazoa, Chordata, Aves, Passeriformes, Passeridae.